Messenger RNA from Alosa alosa (allis shad), 5351 nucleotides. It is a transcript of the gene pds5b, whose product is annotated as PDS5 cohesin associated factor B. Lineage: Eukaryota; Metazoa; Chordata; Actinopteri; Clupeiformes; Clupeidae. Bases 381 to 4625 code for a protein of 1414 amino acids. The transcript is spliced from 34 exons. The record is from RefSeq and is a predicted model, not a curated record. Gene Ontology annotation, biological process: mitotic sister chromatid cohesion; DNA repair. Gene Ontology annotation, cellular component: chromatin; nucleus.
GGUCGAGAUUAUUAAAUAUCGUAUCACAAUGUUAAUCAUAUUUGCUCGUUAUAAUACGUGAUAAUUUGGCCAUGUGUCGCUGUUUGAUGAGGGUAACGUUAAUUUGCCGUUGCGUUCUAGCUAGCCAACAUUGAGCUAGCAUAAUAUGUUAACAUUACCUAGCUUGCUAGCGUCAUUUAUCCCUGUUUAUUAUUUUCCCAGAAUGGCUUUUAGCAAGCCAGUGUUAUGGCCAUCAACUAUGGUGUUUUCCAACGGAAAGACGAUAUUGGUGUUAUUUUGUUAGAUCUCCGUACACGUCCUUUUGCAUUCUGGACCGCCAACUUACACUUUACUAUAUCGCUAGCAGCUACCUAGCAUGUGGUCAGCGCUGAACGGAGAGUAUGGCUCACUCCAAGAAUCGAGCCACAGAUGGCAAGAUCACCUACCCACCAGGGGUAAAGGAGAUCUCGGAUAAAAUCUCAAAGGAGGAGAUGGUUCGGAGGCUUAAGAUGGUGGUAAAAACCUUCAUGGACAUGGAUCAGGAUUCAGAAGAAGAAAAGGAGCUGUAUCUCAAUCUAGCCCUGCACCUAGCCUCAGACUUUUUUCUCAAACAUCCAGACAAGGAUGUGCGGCUACUUGUAGCAUGUUGUUUGGCGGACAUUUUUCGCAUCUAUGCUCCAGAGGCACCAUACACAUCACCUGAUAAACUAAAGGAUAUUUUCAUGUUCAUCACAAGGCAACUCAAAGGACUGGAGGAUACCAAAAGUGCCCAGUUCAAUCGAUAUUUUUACCUUCUUGAGAAUAUUGCUUGGGUGAAAUCUUACAACAUCUGCUUUGAAUUGGAGGACAGUAAUGAAAUCUUCACACAACUUUACAGGACACUCUUUCAAGUCAUCAACAAUGGCCAUAACCAGAAGGUACACAUGCAUAUGGUGGACCUAAUGAGCUCCAUCAUCUGUGAGGGGGACUCUGUUUCACAGGAAUUGCUGGACACGGUGUUGGUUAACCUGGUGCCUGCGCACAAGAAUCUGAACAAGCAAGCCUAUGAUCUGGCCAAGGCUUUGCUGAAGAGGACUGCUCAGGCAAUAGAGCCCUACAUCACCAAUUUUUUUAAUCAGGUCCUGAUGCUGGGAAAGACAUCAGUGAGUGAUCUGUCAGAGCAUGUCUUUGACCUGAUCCUGGAGCUGUACAACAUCGACAGCCACCUCCUUCUGUCCGUCCUGCCUCAGUUGGAGUUCAAACUUAAGAGUAAUGAUAAUGAUGAACGUCUUCAAGUUGUGAAGCUUUUGGCAAAGAUGUUUGGGGCAAAAGACUCUGAGCUAGCCACACAAAACAAACCCCUUUGGCAGUGCUACCUUGGAAGGUUUAAUGACAUUCAUGUUCCCAUUCGCUUAGAGUGUGUGAAGUUUGCCAGUCACUGCCUUAUGAACCACCCUGACCUCGCAAAGGAUCUCACAGAGUACCUGAAGGUGAGAUCCCAUGACCCCGAGGAGGCUAUACGGCAUGAUGUCAUUGUAUCCAUCGUAACUGCUGCCAAAAAGGAUCUGGCUUUGGUCAAUGACCAUCUCUUGAACUUUGUGAGGGAGAGAACCCUGGAUAAAAGGUGGAGGGUUCGUAAAGAGGCAAUGAUGGGUCUGGCUCAGAUCUACAAGAAGUACUCCCUGCAGGGUGAAGGAGGAAAGGAAGCUGCCAAGCAGAUCUCCUGGAUCAAGGACAAGCUGCUUCACAUAUACUACCAGAAUAGCAUAGAUGACCGGCUGCUUGUUGAGCGCAUCUUUGCUCAGUACAUGGUCCCUCACAACCUAGAGACGACUGAGAGGAUGAAGUGUCUCUAUUACUUGUAUGCUACAUUGGACCAGAAUGCAGUCAAAGCUCUGAAUGAGAUGUGGAAAUGUCAAAACAUGCUAAGACACCAUGUGAAGGAUCUCCUGGAUCUUGUGAAGCAGCCAAAAUCGGAGUCCUACAACAAAGCAGUGUUCUCGAAGGUUAUGGUUAUCACCAGGAAUCUACCAGAUCCAGGAAAAGCCCAGGACUUUGUGAAGAAAUUGGCCCAGGUUCUGGAGGAGGAUGAGAAGAUCAGGAAGCAGCUGGAGACCCUGGUCAGCCCAGCCUGCUCCUGCAAACAGGCAGAGGGUUGCGUGAGAGACAUCACUAAGAAACUAGGAAGCCCAAAACAGCCAAGCAAUCCUUUCCUAGAGAUGGUGAAAUUCCUAUUGGAAAGGAUUGCCCCCGUUCAUAUUGACACAGAAUCCAUCAGUGCCCUUAUCAAACAGGUGAAUAAAUCCAUAGAAGGCACAGCAGAUGAUGAGGAUGAGGGAGUGCCAACUGAACAGGCCAUCCGUGCAGGCCUGGAGCUUUUGAAGGUCCUGUCCUUCACACACCCUGUGUCCUUCCACUCGGCGGAAACAUUUGAGUCCCUGCUGGGCUGCUUGAAGAUGGACGAUGAAAAGGUGGCGGAGGCUGCUCUGCAGAUCUUCAAGAACACCGGUGGCAAGCUGGAGGAAAGCUUCCCACAUAUCAAAUCGGUCCUGCUGCCUGUACUGCAGCAUAAAGCCAAGAAAGGCCCUCCUCGCCAGGCCAAGUACGCCAUCCACUGCAUCCACGCUAUGUUUUCCAACAGAGACACACAUUUUGCACAGAUCUUUGAGCCUCUACACAAAAGUGUGGACACAGAAAACUUUGAACAGCUCAUUACACCUCUUACCACGCUGGGCCACCUGGCUAUGCUGGCGCCAGAGCAGUUUGCUGGGCCACUCAAGUCCUUGGUAGCUAAUUUCAUUGUCAAGGACCUGCUAAUGAAUGACCGGAUUCCUGGCAAGAAAACAACCAAACUAUGGGUGCCAGAUGACGAGGUUUCUCCUGAAACACUGGCUAAGAUUCAGGGCAUUAAACUGAUGGUGCGCUGGCUGCUGGGGGUAAAGAACAAUCAGAGCAAGUCGGGCACCUCCACUUUGAGAAUGCUCACAGCCAUCCUCAACAGCGAUGGUGACCUCACUGAACAGGGCAAGAUGGGGAAGCCUGACAUGUCUCGCAUGCGACUAGCUGCAGGUUGUGCACUGCUGCGCCUGGCCCAGGAGCCAUGCUACCAUGAGAUCAUCACCCUGGAGCAGUACCAGCUCUGCGCGCUCGUCAUAAAUGAUGAAUGCUACCAGGUUCGCCAAGCAUUUGCUCAGAAGCUUCAUAAAGGCCUGUGUCGACUUCGGCUGCCUCUUGAGUACCUGGCAGUGUUUGCCCUGUGUGCCAAAGACCCAGUGAAGGAGCGGCGGGCUCAUGCACGCCAGUGCUUGGUGAAAAACAUCAAUCUGCGGAGGGAGUACCUAAAGCAGCAUGCUGCAGUCAGUGAGAAGCUCAUCUCUCUCCUGCCGGAGUAUGUAGUACCAUAUGCCAUCCAUCUGCUGGUGCAUGACCCAGACUAUGUGAAAGUGCAGGACAUUGAGCAGCUCAAAGAUAUUAAAGAGGCUUUAUGGUUUGUCUUGGAAAUUCUCAUGGCAAAAAAUGAGAACAACAGCCAUGCAUUCAUUAGGAAAAUGGUGGAGAAUAUCAAACAGACAAAAGAUGGCCAGGCGCCAGACGAUGCCAAGAUUAAUGAGAAACUCUAUACCGUAUGUGAUGUGGCCAUGAACAUUGUCAUUUCCAAAAGUACCACGUACAGCCUGGAGUCACCUAAAGAUCCUGUCCUCCCAGCACGCUACUUCACACAGCCUGACAAGAACUUUAGCAACACAAAGAAUUAUCUCCCGCCUGAAAUGAAGUCAUUUUUCACCCCUGGAAAGCCCAAAGCUGCAAAUGUCCUUGGAGCUGUCAACAAACCCCUCUCAGCCACUGGGAAGCUCCAGACCAAACUCUCCCGUAUGGAGACCAACAGCAAUGCCAGCAGUAACUCUAACCCCAGCUCCCCAGGGCGAGGGAAAGGAAGAUUGGACACCACAGAUGUAGACCACAGUGAGAAUGAGGACAUUACCAUGAAGAGUCUGGCUGAAAGUGAAAAACCCAGAGGGCGUAAGCGUGGGAUUGCCACCACUCCAGACGACAAAGUUCAAGAUUCCAAGCCUAAGCGAGGCCGUAAGAAGGCCCCUACUGUCAGUGAGGAACCAGAUGAGGCCUGGGCAGAGGACAGCAGCCUUGCCGACACUACCAUGGAGAUGGAGGAUGAGCAGAACAGCCCACCCAAGAGAGGGCGCAGGGGACGGCCACCCAAAUCCACCAUCCCCAAAGAGGAGGCUCCCACCAAGAAUCGGAAGGGGCGCAAGAAAUCGGCCCCACCCCCUGAGGAGGAAGCAGAGGAGGAGCAGGAAGAGGAGGAGGAGGAGGAUGAAGACGCAGGCAGUGAGAACAUGGAGGUGAAGCCUAAAGUAGGACGAGGCAGAGGAGGCCGCCGAACUGUAACAAGAGCUGAAGCUUCUGACACCACAGAAGAGUCGGUCGAAUCUACUCCUCAGAAGAGACGAGGACGGCCGCCCAAAAACCAACAAGCUUCCAGGAAACCUGUUGGGGGUCGCUCCAGAGGUACAGUAAACCAAGAUAACGAAUCAGACGAGGACAUGGAGACGUCACAGGAGAAUGUGGAGGAGGAGGAGCAAGAGGAGGAGAACCAGCACAGUUCCCCUAAAGUUAGACGGAAAAACCCCCGGAGAGAACGCAGAUGAGGUCCAAGAGCAGCUACAGCAAGUGGGUCUGACAGAGGGAGGGACACAUUCAUGUUUCUGUGGACUUUGGACUUAAUGGAGCCAUGCAUCUGCUUCAGCUGUAUUUUGCAGUCUUAUUCGUUGUAUGCUUUUGCCACAUGCAAAGAUGCACACAGACACACGCUGAUACAUGCUCUCCAUGACUUGUGGUUCAUUUUUAAAUGUCAUGUAUGCCGACUGCAUUGUUGAAACUUAACCAGUUAAAAAGAAAUGUAAAUAGUCUGUUUUCAUCUCUUCCACCCCACAAGGUUAGGGAGGCAAAUGUAUAGCUUUUCUCCUUCAGUUUUAAAAUAUUGCACCAGCUGAUGUCUGAGUAAAUUGACUUUUAGCAGGACUGUAUCUGUUAAGUGUUUCUUCUGUGUCAUUCUGUACUGUGAAGCCAUUUUGUAGUUCUUUUUUAUUUGUCUGUCAUGUUGUCCUAUUCUUUUUACCUUUCAUUUGUGUACUCUUGUGUGCAUAUUAUUAUGCAUGUGCAAAUGUGCCUCCGCCCUUAAAAAAAGAAAGAAAAGUUUUAAGAUAAAAUCAAGUGAAAUUGCAGUAUUGAUUUUAUCACAGUUUGAGGAAGGUUGAAGGCAUCAUAUGUGGAAAAGCAUUUGUUUUACUAUUGGCUGUGUUUAAAUAAAAUGCUGAUUAAUUGCCCCAAUUGUUUUUUCAGUCUACUGAAAUAAUAAAUAUUCUAUAAAACUA